CUGGCCGAGCCCGCCAUUCCCCCCCUUCUUAUACCCCUCUUCUCCUCCCAUCCUUCCCAUUCACCGAUCACUCAUACACCUAACCCUCAUAAUCUUAAUUAUUAGCAGAGAUCUAUCAAUGGCGAAGCUCAACUUCGAUCAAUUGCUACUCGUCGCAAUCAGUAUCACUUGUCUCUUGAUUCAGCCGAGCUCCGCCCAACUCCGGCAGAAUUACUACUCCAAAAUUUGCCCUAAUGUUGAAAGCAUUGUGCGGAACGCCGUCACCCAAAAGUUUCAGCAAACCAUCGUCACCGUUCCCGGAACCCUCCGCCUCUUCUUCCAUGACUGCUUCGUUAACGGCUGUGAUGCAUCGGUGAUGGUGGCAUCGACGGCGAACAAUAAUGCCGAAAAGGACAGUUCGGAUAAUCUCUCACUCGCCGGCGAUGGAUUUGAUACCGUCAUCAAGGCCAAGGCUGCCGUAGAUGCUGUCGCCCAAUGCCGAAAUAAGGUGUCCUGUGCUGAUAUUCUCACCAUGGCCGCCCGCGAUGUCAUCUCCCUGGCCGGCGGACCAUCGUUCGUGGUGGAGCUGGGGAGGCUGGACGGGCUCGUCUCCACGGCGGCGAGCGUCAAUGGUAAACUGCCCCAGCCGAACUUCAACCUUAACCAGCUCAACUCCCUCUUCGCUGCUAAUGGGCUCUCCCAAACGGACAUGAUCGCCCUGUCAGCUGCGCACACACUGGGGUUCUCACACUGCAAUAGAUUUGCGAAUAGAAUCUACGAUUUUGGCGGCCGCAAAGGAGCAAUAGAUCCGAGUUUAAACCAAACGUACGCAAAGCAAUUGCAAGGAAUGUGUCCGCGCAACGUGGAUCCCAACAUAGCAAUCAAUAUGGACCCCAUCACCCCUCGGACAUUCGACAACUUAUACUUCAGCAACCUGCAGCAGCGUAUGGGGCUAUUCACGUCCGACCAAUCCCUCGCCGAUGAUUCUCGGUCUCGCCCCACCGUCGACACGUGGGCCGCCAAUUCCAACGCCUUCAACAAUGCCUUCAUUGCUGCCAUGACUCGCUUGGGUCGUGUCGGCGUCAAGACAAGUACAGCACUGGGAAAUAUUCGCCGGGAUUGUUCGGUCUUUAAUUAACAUAUUUUAUUUUUUGUUUCUAAUUUUUUGAGAUUUGAUUGGGGAAAUAAUAGAUUGAUGUGGGAAUAAGAGGGAGGCUGUGUGUUAGAUUUGGAUGGAGGACGGAAUAAGGGGUUGUUUAAUGAAUAUUUUUUGUAGAGGGAAGUGAUGUGAUGGCAUAUGAAUACCAUAAUGUUA
Phalaenopsis equestris is the source of this 1294-nucleotide messenger RNA. RefSeq names its product peroxidase 51-like. Gene Ontology annotation, biological process: response to oxidative stress; hydrogen peroxide catabolic process. The transcript is spliced from 4 exons. Bases 119 to 1117 code for a protein of 332 amino acids. Gene Ontology annotation, molecular function: peroxidase activity; heme binding. The record is from RefSeq and is a predicted model, not a curated record. NCBI's taxonomy places the organism in Eukaryota, Viridiplantae, Streptophyta, Magnoliopsida, Asparagales, Orchidaceae.